Bombina bombina (fire-bellied toad) is the source of this 2301-nucleotide messenger RNA. It is a transcript of the gene ERP29, whose product is annotated as endoplasmic reticulum protein 29. The transcript has 3 exons. The record is from RefSeq and is a predicted model, not a curated record. The coding region runs from base 21 to 803 and encodes 260 amino acids. Gene Ontology annotation, biological process: protein secretion. Gene Ontology annotation, cellular component: endoplasmic reticulum lumen; endoplasmic reticulum. Lineage: Eukaryota; Metazoa; Chordata; Amphibia; Anura; Bombinatoridae.
UCACCCUUUGAUCUUGCUCCAUGAUCAUGGCGAGGAGAUGUAGUGUCCUAUCCUUCUAUGCAGUGUUUGAGCUGCUUCUCCUCUUCUCCUGCAUUUUGCAAAUUUUCUGCACCUUGCACACUAAGGGAUCCCUGCCCCUGGAUCACAUCACUUUCCACAAGGUAAUUCCUAAGAGUAAAUUUGUACUGGUCAAGUUUGACACUCAGUAUCCAUACGGAGAGAAGCAAGAUGAGUUUAAACAACUGGCAGAAAGUUCAUCUUCAAGCAAAGAUCUGCUGGUGGCUGAGGUUGGAAUAUCAGAUUAUGGGGAUAAACUUAACUUAGAUUUGGCUGAGAGAUACAAGCUGGAUAAGGAAAAGUUCCCAUAUUACUAUUUGUUUGUGAACGGAGACAUUGAAAAUCCUUUGCCUUACACGGGACAAGUGAAAACUAUUGCCAUCCAACAUUGGUUGAAUGCUAAAGGGGUGUAUCUUGGUAUGCCAGGAUGCCUAGAGGAGUUUGAUGGCCUAGCUGAAGAAUUUGUAAGAUCAGGAAAUAAGGAAGAGCAAGAGGAAAUUCUGAAGAAGGCUCAGGGAAUGUUGGAAGGUAUUGGUCAAUCAGAGAAACCACCAGGAGAGCAGUAUAUUAAGAUCAUGAGUAAGAUCUUGGCUCAAGGAGAGAACUUUGCUAAUGCUGAAUUUGAACGCAUCACAAAACUGAUUGAAAAGAAUAAAAUGAGUGAAACCAAGAAGGAAGAUCUCCAGAAAAGACUUAAUAUCCUCAGCAGCUUCCACAGAAAAAACACAGAAAAAGAAGAGCUCUGAAUGGAGCCUAUGUGCAUAUCUAUUCAUACUGAGCAGCCAUUCCUGUUUUCAUUAUGAAGUUACAUUGGCAACUCUAGCUCAUUGGAGAAGUCUUGUUUCCAUAGUUAUCCGCCUCUAUUUGCACAGUGCAAGUUUCUGAUUGGUGUCCAAGCCUUACCCUAAGAACGGCAUAGCUUUCUUCUGAUAACUAAUUAGUAACCUCUAAUAACCAUCAGUUUCUGUUGUAAUGCUACAGUUCCAGAAAUUUGCACUUUAUAUGAUCAGUAUUUUAACAUUUAUUAAUGGAAUAUUUUUUUAGAUUAACUCUGAGGAAAAGCUGGUCAGUAUGUGGGCUAGAUUCAUUAACAGCCUCUCAAACCUCUCCAUUCUAACCAAUUCUCACAUUAUUCUAUGUAGCCCAUUCAUCAAAGCUCACACACUCUUCCAUUCUUUAUUGAAUAGACUUCAUAAAAUGCAAGAGAAUCUGGAGAGGCAGUAGACAGGUUGUUAGUGAAUCGACCUUAAUGACUAAUUGACAAUUUAUUUGGCCUUUUGUAUUUUACUUUACUUUAACUGACUUUUUUUGUGCGCGACUGUUGAGGACUAGCCAUAUCUCUUAUAACUCUCAUAUAAUUUAUCACUAGUUCAAGUAAAAUAGAAGGUAACUGGAUUAGGCUGCUUAUUGUUAGGCAACUUUCAACAGAAAACAUGCUUAGAAAACAGUUUAUAUAUAAUUACAACUGAAGUCCCUUUUUGUUACUAAUUAUGUGACCAUGGUUAGAGUGUGUUGUUAUAUUUUUUUAUAUUCUUUGUCCAAAGAGAUCGGUCUGUAUUAAGGUAAAACCAAUGUCUUACUAUCUUUGUAUAUUGUAGGUUUUUAUAAACAAGGUAAUUUUGGAAUCCCAGAUUAUAUGUGCGGGAAACACACACAUAUUAUAUUGUUCUUUUCAUAUAUCUUUUAACUAUAUUCCGUUUAGUAUAUUUUUCUCUUGCCCCCUUAAAAUGUGUGUGAAACCACAAUUGGUUCCAUAUCGACUAUUUAGGGUCUCUAAAUCAGUGGUUGCCAACCGCGGUCCUCAAGGACCCCCAACAGUCCUGGUUUUCAUUAUAGCUAAACCAGUGCACAGGUGAAAUAAUCAGCUGAUCUGUAACCAACCUGCUCUCAUCCAUCAGCUGAUUAUUUCACUUGUGCACUGGUUCAGCUAUAAUGAAAACCAGGACUGUUGGGUGUCCUUGAGGACCGCGGUUGGCAACCACUGCUCUAAAUAACACACAGACUCUCCUUGCUUUAGAUUUAUGAGGAAUUCAUUGAUUUCAUAUGUAUCAUCUGUGAUCAUUUCAGUUUCCUGAAAACUUGGUUUUAAGGUUCAUUGUUCUAAUACAUUGCAGUAUUGUUCCAUGUCAGACCUCAGAAAGGUAUUAAGUUGACAUUUGAAUUAUUGUAACAUUCUACUAUCAAGCAGUAUUCUAUUAAUUACUUUCUUAUCAGCACUAAUACAUAAAAAAAUUCACACAGAAA